This is a messenger RNA of Pectinophora gossypiella (pink bollworm), 8851 nucleotides long. RefSeq names its product inactive dipeptidyl peptidase 10. The transcript is spliced from 18 exons. Bases 425 to 3241 code for a protein of 938 amino acids. The record is from RefSeq and is a predicted model, not a curated record. Gene Ontology annotation, biological process: proteolysis. Gene Ontology annotation, molecular function: dipeptidyl-peptidase activity; serine-type peptidase activity. NCBI's taxonomy places the organism in Eukaryota, Metazoa, Arthropoda, Insecta, Lepidoptera, Gelechiidae.
CAAAAAAUAUACCAAAUAUGAUCUCAAAUAUUGUGUAAUAAUAUGUGUGUAGUUAGUAAUGAAGUGUAGUGCUUAAAUGUAUGUAGAUUGGAAUUUAUUCAAUGUGAUGUGGUUUUAAUUAGUAAUGUAGGAUUUUGUGGGUAUAUAGCUGAUAUUUCUAAUGUUAUUUUCAUAGAAUAAUUAUCAGAGUAGCUAUCAACUUGAAGACAAUAAAAUGUAUACAGAAAACUCUUUACUGUAAUAAACAAUAAACGUAAGAAAUAGUGCGGUACACUAUAUACUGUUUUAAAGACGAAAAACAGUAAACAAUUAAUUAACUAAAACAUUAAAAAAUAAUGUCAAAACACGAAGGAAAAACAUAGGACCAAAAACAUCACCCUGUGGUACUCAAUACAAAAACUGAGUAGAAUCAACUAAAUCCAAAAUGGCGUCGUCGAACGGCAAAGAUAGUUCGAAAAUGACGACGUCUGUUGACAGUUUGAAGUUGUCAAGCAAGAAUACGUCAAGGAACUCGUCAAAACAUGCGUCAUCGGAGUCAGUGCUAUCGAAGAAGGAAAAGGAGUCCAUGCAGAUGCAGGAAUGUAAGAAGAAGCUGUUGGGCAUGGAACCACAGGUCAUCAUCAGAGAUGACAACGUGCUACUCAAGUCACCACCGCAGAAAAAGAUCGUCAUGCCACCAACCAUCAACCCUGAGGAACUGGCAGCAUCAACUCCUACGCAGCGCAACUGGCGCGGGAUCCUCAUAGCGCUGCUGGUGAUAGCGGCGGUGCUGGCGUUGAUCGUGUUCAGCAUCGCGCUGCUCACCCCUGCCGGCGACGGAGGCCGCGUGCGCGGGCGCAGACCCACGCUGCAAUCGCUCACGCAGCUAAUAUAUAAACCCUUCAAUGGCAGUUGGCUAACAGACGAGGAGCUGGUGUUCCGCGACCGCUGGGGCGGGCUCACGCUGUUCAAUGUACGCAACUACACCACCAGGCUGCUUAUGAACAACUCCACCUUUAGGGAGCUAAACGCAGUCGACUUCAAGGUGUCACCAGAUCUCAAAUUCGUGCUGUUAAUAUCUGAUGUGCUACCAGGGUGGAGGCACGUGCGAAUGGCACGGUACCACGUAUAUGACAUUAUCAACAGGAACAAGAUCCCGAUCUCGCACGUAGAGGACGACCGAUCAGCGCCGCUGCUGCAGUACGCCGAGUGGUCACCCACCGGCAGCAGCCUCGUCUUCGUGCACGACAAUGACAUCUACUACAAGCCCUGGGUGCUCAAGAGGCUCAUCUGCAGGAUCACCAACACUGGUGUUCCUGGAGUGAUCUGGAACGGCGUGCCAGACUUCCUUUACGAGACUGAAGUGUUGCGCCUGGACCGGGCGUUGUGGUUCAGCCCAGACGGUCAGAACCUCAUGUACGUCACCUACAACGACAGCCUGGUGCAGAAGCACAGGUAUUCCUGGUACGGCCUGGACUUGCAGGAGCCGCCAGCCUAUCCGAGCAUACUCACGCUCUGGUAUCCCAAGGUUAACACCAACAACCCGGUGGCGACGGUGUACGUAGUGAGCCUUAAAACCCCAAAGUUCCUGUUCCCGCACGCUAUACAGUUCACCUCACAAGUUGAUAAAGAAUGGUACGUGCGCUGGACGACGUGGAUUUCGGAGAAACAAAUUGCUGUCCUGCUGCUCAACCGACCGCAGAAUGUCUCCAUCAUCAGCAUCUGCAACGCCAACACUUACAACUGCCAGGAUAUCUACCGCGACGAAUCCGACGGCUCGCGCUGGUCUGGCCUCGGCUCCGACCCUGUAGACGACGACUGCGGCUGGUGCGGGGGCGGAGCCCUGCUCGGCGGUAAGGGCGGAGUCUUCACCACGGCGCCGGUGGCGGACCAGCCUGGCACCUGGAGGCACGCUGUCAGGGUCUCCCAGGAUGCGAAGACUACUCUGACACAAGGGAUGUUUGAGAUCACGCAGUUGGUUGGGUGGGAUGAGCGGAGGCGGCUGCUGUACCUGAUCGGCACAGCUCCAGAGAAGGCUGGCGAGCGUCAUCUAUACCGGGUAUCGGUGCCUGCUGACUCCGCAACCUGGCCUGAACCAGCCCACUGCGUCACGUGCCCCGAUAUGGACCCUCUGCCACCUGAUUCCACUGUUGAACCUACUAGCGAAGACCCGGAUCAAGAGAACUCCACGUCCCCGCUGCCGGCGUGGCCGACGUCGACAGUGCUGCCCCACGUGUCUGAUGAGAAUGACUCCCUGCCGACGGAGUGCCUCUACAACAGAGUCAUCUUUAGCAAGAACUUCUCUUACUUCGUACAGGAGUGCCUGGGCCCUGGCCCGCCGGUGUACCUGCUGUGCACAGCAACUGGUGAGCGGCGCGCUGUACUGUGGGACGGACAGCCCCUGAGACAGAAAUACGCCGGCCUCGCCGCGCCGCAGUCCAAAGUGUUUAGAGUCGAGGUACAAGCGGAUCGUGAAGCUCGCGUCCGUCUGUUGCUACCACCAGGGUUUAGAGAAACUGACGACUUGCCGCUGCCACUUGUACUGCAUGUCUCCGCAAAACCAGGAGGCCAGCUGGUGACAGAGAAAUGGAAGCCAGACUGGGGUUGGUACCUGGCGGCGGCAAGGAACUUCAUCGUGGCAGAGAUCGACGCAAGAGGCGCCGGCGGACAGGGCGAGGAGUUGCGGACGGAGAUCUACCACAAGCUGCUCACUGUCGAUGUGGAGGACCAGAUCGCUGUGCUCUCCUACCUCCGAGACAACCUGAAGAUGGUCGACGGCAGCCGCGUGGGCGUGUGGGGGCAGGGGUACGGCGGCGGCGCGGCCACGGCGCUCGCAGCAGAUGAUGUCAGAAAUGUCACUAGAUGUCUGGCGGUCGUCGCACCGCUUACUGACCUCAGGCAUUAUAAUUCCUACUGGACGGAGCGCUACAGCGGCUACGGCUCGUCAUGGGCGGGGGCGUUGAGCGUGAGCGCGGUGUGGCGGAAAGCGGGCAACCUGCCGCCACGCCGCCUGCUGCUGGCGCAUGCUACCGCUGACGUUGUGGCCCCACCACACCAAGCAUUAGCCCUCGCAAGGGCUCUCAUCAAGGCUAAUGCUGUUUAUACGCAUCAGGUGUACCCAGACGAAGGCCACAACUUCGAGCGUUCUCAUAUCCACCUUUACAAAUCGAUGGAGCAGUUCUUCGACGAAUGUUUCGGCCCAGUGGAGGUGGCAGAUUGGGACGCCGGUGGGGUAGGGGGGCUGUUCCCCUUCCGGGACUAGCUAGAAUGUGACUGCUGGUAAACAUAGCCGGGAUUUGGCCGAAGGUUACCGGUUUUUACCGGUACUUGGCGAGUCGUUACCGGUAAUUGGCGAGUGGUUACCGGUACUUGGCUAACUGGGACGGUGUUUACCAGUACUUGGCCUACUUGGCCUUGAAGACUUUUCGUGAUUCUUGCUAUGUGUGAUCUUGGCAAGGUGCAGUCUUUUCGUGUUCUUGGCAAUGGGACCUUUGUUAUGAAACUUAUGUGAUAAUGUGCAGAAUCUUGGCCAUUUGAUGAUCUUGACAAGAAGAAAAGUGUAAUAAGAACUAGGCUUCUAUAAAUGACAAGCUCUUGGUGAAAUGAUUAUUUAUUAGCUUGGCCGUGCGUCUUGGCAAGAGAGCUUUGUGUAGAGGAGUAGGUAGUCUUGACAAUGCAACGUGUCAAAUAUCUUGGCGUACUAAUAAUUCGUAAUUCUUCCCUAAAAUUUGGGAUCUUGAAAAUACCCAAUUAAAACGAAUAUUUGACAUUUUAUUUAACAGGAUUAAAACAAAUAAUCUCCUGAAAAACUGUAUUUAUCAAGAACAAAAUAAGUAUCAUUAUCAAAAUCGACCAAAUUUUUUAAUUUACUUACCAUUGAUGAUUGAAAGGAUUCUUUUUCAACUCAAAAAUUGCGAAAAUGGUAACAGACAUUAUUAAUUGGGUAUGUUGUUAAUAUUGUAUGUAAUAAAAUAGAAUAUUAUUAUUUAUUUUUAAUUUUUCAGUCCAAAACGACAUUAUCAUUUUUUUUUAAUAUCUCAUGUAAAUUUCCAGUAAACCUUUUAAAAUAUAUUGUUAAUUGAUGACAUUUAUUAGGAUAAAUUGAACGAAAAACUAUUAGAAGAAUUGCCAAAAUUUGACUUCCAAAAUGGUUAUUAUGAGUGAGUUAAAAAAAUAAUCACCAAAAUAAAGCAUUAAAAACAUCAUGUCACAGAAAUAAAUAAGUCGACAAUUUUAUCAAAAACUGGCAACAUUCACAGCAACUCUUCUCUCUGAUUGGUUUAUUCCGUGUAAUGUUGCCAGUAAAUAGCAAAAAAAAACUCUAAUACGACCAAUUGUAUUGAAAAUUAUAAUCUGGAGUGGAUUUAUAGAAAGGGAUGAAAAUAUUUAAUCAUAAUGGUGCAUAGUAGAGGUAUACAUACGGAUGGACAGAUUAUUAUAGUUAUUAGUAAGCCUAAACAAAUUGCUAUAUUAAAAAAAACUUUAUUGUCAAACCGUUGGUGUUUAAGAUCUUUUGAUGUGUAGACGUUAUUGGUGAACAAUAUGUAAAAAUAAAAGAUAAUUAUUUAGUUAUUUGAUGUAUUAGUCUUCCUAGAGUAAAUAAAUUUGAAAAGGUUUAUUCAAUUAGUGGCUCGGUGUAUUAUAAAAAAAAACAUAUUCGUUUAUUCCGCUACAUUCACAGGUCUUAAUAAAUUAAAAAUAAUAAUUUCAACGGUAACAAGCUCGCCUCCUAUUAAAUAGAGCUUGAACAUAGGUAGCGACGAGUGGGUGUACAUUAUUAUACACCACUGCCUAUCCCUUCGAGGAUACAGGCAUGAUGCUUAAAAAAAAUUAGAACACGCUCAGCUACUUGAUAUCCCAGUCAUGUCGUGUAAACCGACAACCUGUAGUUAGGGAUUUUGACAACAUUCCGUAUUAACUAGUCACUCUACUCAUAUUUGCUUUUCAAUGAGGGGGUCUAAAAAGGCCAUAUUGAAGCAAUUCAUCUUAAAAAGCAAUAUUGCUUUUUGGAAUUUGUAGUCAUUGCGCACUUACUUCUACAUGCGUAACUGUCAAAUUGCAAUAUUGGUUUCAGAGGAAUUGCUUCAAUGUGGCCUUUAGACAUAUUGAAUGUUUAAUUGAGGCAAAAAAUAAACCUAGUCACUAAUUGCAAAGAGUUGUUCACCAAUUCCGUCACUUUAGGGAGUAUACUCCUGACGUUUUCUUAUGAUUAAGAUAAGAGAAGCUCUAUUUUAGUGUAUCGUAUCACUCUAUUUGGGGGGUCUAAAACGGCCACAUUGAAGCAAUUCAUCUAAAAUUCAAUUUGAGACUUCGUCAUAUAAAAGUCAGCGUGACAUGUCAACGAAUGUCAAAUAUCAAUUUUGCUUUUUUAGAUAAAUUGCUCCAAUGUGGCCUUUUUAGCACCCCUGUACUCGCUUUCGGUGUCAGUCUAGCUUUAACUAACUGUAUAUGUCCCCUUUUCGUAGUAUAUUUGGAGACCGGUACAGCGUAACUUUUUAUAUGCAAGACAAGGAAUAGUGGUAUAUUAUACUAUACACCUCUACCUACCACUUUGGGGAUACACGCGUGAUGUUGCUAUUGGAUAUUGGAUGAGACCUACAUAGAUGAAGUUACGCUGUAUUUGCGUUUAAGACCUUUCUUGUCAUAAAACUUCUACUUAUCAAAAACUCUAUAUUUUGUCCACUCUAGAUCUCUUCUAUACCUAAGUGUACCUAAAUCUAAUUAAUUUCUAAAUCAUCUUAAUUCUAGUCAUUUUGUAUAUUAAGUUGAGAAUAGAAAUAAAAAUAUCCAAUGACAAUAGAAGAAAAUGCUUAAAUGUAAAAUAAAAUAUACAGUAUUAAAUGGAAAUUAUUUGCUGAUAAAGAAAUUUAAUUAGUUUUAAUAAACUAAAUCUUUGGAGUUAUUUCAAAAAGCCUAAAAUUUAUUUAUUUAUCUAUUUUAUUAUAAAAUAUUUAGUUUGUAACUCAUAUUUACAAGCAGCUUUACAGGAGUCUAGAUUUAUAAUCAAAUUAACAGUCGGUAAGGCGUUUUCACUAUAAUACUUAUAGCUUGUUUUGUUUACAGAAUAAUUAUUUUCCCUGAUGUGUCUUUCGCACAUCAUCCUCAUUUUAAGGGUGUAGGGACCCCAGUCUAGUUCCUACCCGUUACCUAGAUGGCGUACGUAUAGCAUAUUCAGUGUAAAACGUAAAUAAAUUAGUCUUUUUCUCAUUUAACCUUAUUUCUGAGGCUUAAUUUUAUUUGUGCCACAAGAGGUAAUGGUGCUAAUUCCUGUAGACGCCAUCUAAUUUUAUUUUAAGUUAUACCUGUCAUUUUCUUAUCCGUUGAAAAAGAAAGGGACGGGUAAUCGACAGGCAUAAAAUUUAUGGAAUACACGUCAAUUUUAAGCAGAAAUCUAAAACAACCGUCUAAAUAUUUUACAUCAGCUAAUAACCCAACAGAGUUAAGUAGUCAGCACGUCAAACGGAUUACAUACCAGCGAGAUGCCUAUUUUAUUAGCCCUGGUUAUUCAUUCGUUUUACAAUUAACUUGUUGACAAUCAUCCGUCCCUUUCCUUUUCGGCGGAUAAGAAAAUGACGGGUAUAACUUAAAAUAAAAUAAGGUGUCUGCAGGAAUCAGGGCCAAUAUAACAAUGUAUUUUCUUUAAAUCAUUGAUUAAAUAAUAUAUUAUACAUUCCCAUACAAAACUAAUUUAAUUUACUAAUUUUCUGUAUUUUAUGUUAUAAAUAAACGAAAAUAUGUAUUUUCUAAUAAUAAGUAAUAAAAAUAACAUUUAAUUAGGAAAAAAUAUCAAUAGCUUCAGAACCAACCUAAAGAACCUAAACCUGAAGAAAUUAGGAAGGGUUUAUAGAAGGGUUUAUAUAAUAUUUUUUUUGUUUGUAGGUUCUCUAGUCCUUCAAGUAGUGGCAAAAAGGUGUAGAGCUCAUUUGGCUUAGUUUAUUUAUGACAUAAAAAAAUAUUUCGAUCACCACCGGUUGUGAAUACACUUACGCCAUCUAUUGUCGCCGAAAAUUAUAUACUAAAGGUCCCAACACCCUUAAGAGCCACGCUUUUGUCGGUGGAACAUUCUCUAUGCUACUUUUUAGGGAAAUAUAGGGCAGUGGUUUCACACAUGACAUACCAUAUUUUGUCUUGUCAAAAUCAAGCUAUUUAGGGUGAUGGGUGACUGUUAAUUUUAUUGAGAAAACUGUCUUAAUGAUUACUCCUAUUUCUGGAUUUCUUCUCAAUUUUUAAUCACCCUCCUACUUACCUCCACCCCUAAAAGUUGUUAAAAAUUGUUCAUUCGAUGUUAAGACUAAAAUAUUAAAAAUGUGAUAGGUGUUUAUUUACUUGUUUAAAUAAAAUUGACCAUUUAAAUGUUUGAGGCAUAAAACAUUGGAAAAAUUGUGUAAAAAUGUCAGUUUUACUGUAUUUUUGUAUUAUAAAUAGUUUUUUCUUUAAAGUAAAUGUAAUGAGAUGUAUGAUUAUGCCAAACGGUGUAAAAGUAUUGAGUAAUAAAUAAUAGUGUAUGUAUUACUUGUUACACGUAAGUAGAUGCUAUUCGAUUUCAUUAUUUUCCAGAAUCCUAAUUCUAAGUAAUGAGCAUAAAAACUAGAAGCUCAAAUAUAGGUGGCAGCACUGUUGAAUGUCCUAAAUUUUGACAGUUCUCCAUGCUGUCCAACUGUGUAGCAACAUUCAAAAAUGUGGAGCAAACCAGAGUGUAUCCCAUCUGUAAGAUGAGUUACGAAAAAGGAAAGCAGCCAACAGUUGGAAAUAGACAAUUUUGAUUGAAAAUAAGUUUUAAGUUUCUUUCCGAUCUUUAGUGAAAAACACUAUGAUUUUGCAAUUAAACGCAGCGCAAAGCGUUAUAGUGUACAAAAAAUAUCAACCAAAACAAUAAUAAUAUGUUUGUUUACUCAAAUAGUAUGGGGAACUAUCAAAAUUUAAGAACACUCAACAGUAGCGACACCAGAUGUGGCAAAACCUCAUUGGCGUGGCAAAACUCUCUCCAUAAUAAAUUAGCGCCUAUUCCAUACUUACGAUCCGCUCAGAAAUUUCUAAAUCUUUACGCUGUUAUUGGUGCUAAUUCCUGUAAACACCAUCUAAUUUUAUUUAAAGUUAUAUCUGUCAUUUUCUUAUACGCCGAAAAGGAAAGGGACGGGUAAUUUUAAGCACAAAUCUAAAACAACCGUCUAAAAAUUUUACAUUGGCCAAUAACCCGACAGAAUUAAGUUGACAGAACACGUCAAACUGUUUGCAUACGAGCGAGAUACCUUUUUGAUUCGCCCGGGUUAUACAUUCAUUCAUUCUUCCUAAAAUUAAGAGCUGUCAAUCAUCCGUCCCUUUUCGGCGGAUAAGAAAAUGACAGGUAUAACUUAAAGUAAAAUUACGAGGUGUCUGCAGGAAUCGGGGACAAUAUCAUAAUUAAAACACAUAAUACCGGGUUCUUACCACGGUAAUCAGAUAUCUGUUGUCCACAGUCGACAGUCGUCCCGUAAUCAUGGCACUUGCAACAGUGUUGAAAUAUCGGGACUCUCAUAUGUACCUAUAUCGGUUUUUAGUAAGAUUAUCCAUGCUUCGGAAUACACGUUAAGCUAUCGGUCGCGGUUACUAUUUCCUUCAGUAAGUACGUAGUCAUUACAAGAGGCUUUUGGCGGCUCAACAGUACCCUGACACCAGGGUUGAUGAGGUCAGUUAUUGAUCUGACAAUCCACACGAAAGAAGACUAAUUUAUGAUUAUGAAAGGAGUUUUGUCUGUCCGUACGAAAUUGCGGUAAUCCUUAAACGUUCAUAAAUGUAUUGUUUGACAUGAUUCAGUGGAUACUAUGUUUAAUAAAAUUAUGUUGAGAUGUUGUUUUUUAUAAAAAAAAAUAAACAUUAAAAAAGUUGUUCCCAA